Messenger RNA from Balaenoptera ricei (Rice's whale), 3485 nucleotides. RefSeq names its product serglycin (gene SRGN). Bases 70 to 525 code for a protein of 151 amino acids. Gene Ontology annotation, biological process: secretory granule organization; negative regulation of bone mineralization. The record is from RefSeq and is a predicted model, not a curated record. The transcript has 3 exons. Lineage: Eukaryota; Metazoa; Chordata; Mammalia; Artiodactyla; Balaenopteridae. Gene Ontology annotation, cellular component: secretory granule.
AGCACCCUGCUACACUUCCCUGUCGUGAGGUUGGCGUGCAGACGGUGGAGCUGAAGCAAGGUGGUCACCAUGCAGGUGCUCCUCCAGUACAGUAGGCUUGUCCUGGCUCUCGCCUUCAUCCUGAUUUUGGGUUCUUCAGUUCAAGGUUCUCCUGUGCGGAGAGCCAGAUACCAGUGGGUACGCUGCAAUCCUGACAGCAAUUCUGCAAACUGCAUUGAUGAAAAGGGACCAGAGUUCGAUCUACUUCCAGGUGAAUCCAACAGAAUCCUAUCUCCAAGGACUGACCCUUUUUCAAUGAUGAAAUCCAGGAACCUGAAUGAUGUCUUCCCUCUUUCUGAGGACUUUUCAGGAUCAGGCUCUGGAAGUGGCUCUGGAAAUGGCUUCCUACGUGAAAUUGAACAGGAAUACCAACCAGUAGAAGAAAACGAUGCUUUUUAUUACAACUUUAGGCCUCUGGAGAGAAAUUUGCCCUCAGACAACCAGGACUUGGGUCAGGAUGGACCAGAAGAGGAUUAUACUAUAUAAAAGAGAGGGUUUCCCACCUUGAUGCCAGGCAAUGUAUUUGUGUUCCAUGGUUAAAUGAUUAAUUUGAGGACAAAAAGCUUUAUAGAAAAUUUAAAACAUCUGAAAAGGAAGUUUAGUUUUAUUAUCUUUUUUUCUCAUGAAUUCUUAAAGCCUCCUUUAUCUAUCCUAAUGUCCUGGAAAAUACCUGCAUUUCUUUUGUAUUGUAUUCAACAACAUCACUAUGAAGUUAACUAGACUCCCCAUAUGUAUAAAAUUGUUUUAAAGAAUAAAUUAUACUGUUCUUAAAAUAUUUAGUUUGAGAAACAAAUUGACAGGCACUAUUUCAUAUCUAAAUCUUCAGGAAGCUGACUCUGAUUAUGAAAUCUAGAUAUGCCUCUUUUUUUUGUGAAAAAAUACAGAUGAAACAUACAGUGAAUGUACAGAGUGGGUAUUUGACAUGUUUUACAGUGUGAAGUUAACUGCUCUAAUAGUACCCCUGGAGGUGUUUGCAGAGCUAGUGGACAGCGUUUGCUUAGAAGUGUGAUUGCUGUCACAAUUAGAAACUUAACACCCAGAUUAAAGCACAAUUGUGCUCUCAAUACCUCAUACUGCUUUACUUUUUUUCCUGGAUAUCUAUGUAUUUUCAAACAUUACUCUAUUAAAGCAGAAGUAUAAUCAAAGGGUCAAGCUGUCUGGGCUCUCUUGUUCAUGAAGUAAUUAUUUGUUCAAAUGUUUCUAGAUUCCCAUCAACAAAAUAUCUGUAAAGUUAUUUUACAGUGAGACCAAAUUUUGUAACUGGAAUCAAAUCCUGUUAACUAGCAGAUGAAGAAAACAAUCAUGCUACAGAAAGAGGGUUACUCUUGUCCAAACACUUCCUCUUUCUGAAGGCUAUACUAUACUCAUCUCUGUUCCCCUUAAUUCUGAAAAGCCUGUCAGCAUCAUUGUCAUGGAUCCUGUUCUGUACCAUCUAGAUCCCCUCUUCAGAACUGAGGACUUAUUCAAAUUAACCUCUGUGGAAGAGAGACACCUUGUCCAAGCCCACACCUCUUCCCACGGCAGCCUGCACCCAAUGCCUGGUUGAUGUGGGCAUAUGAGUGCCAGACCCCUUCCCUGAACUUCGAACAAUUCAGCAGGGCAAUCACAGAUUCAGACCUCCCUGAGGAGCCAUCUGAGGCUUUGUUGGGACUGUUUUGCAGCUCAGUUUCUUCCUUUACUUAGUCUUGCUUCCUUCCAUUCCUCACUGAGAGAGCUCCCUUAGGAACUUUCUGCACACUAGUUUUCAUUUCAGAGUUUGCUCUAUGGAGAAUCCAACCUGUGAAAGUUGGUGCCAGGAUGGGUAGAAAGCAGAUGCUAAAAUGGGAUUUUGGAGCUGGAUCACCUACUGUCUGGCUGGCAAUGAGGACCCUAUCACUGGCUGUAGAUGCAGAACAAGCACAAGGGAGCAUUGCAAUUGUUCAAACUUUCACUGAUGAUGAACUGGGAUGGUGUACCAGUGGAAGGAAGUGCACCAGGGUGUGGUAUAUGAGGUAUCUGAGAAAUAUGGGGAAGUAGUAACUAUAGAGACAAUGACAUUGGAUGGCUCUUGCUGGAGGCAAUUAAUGAAAGACCAAGGAUGAUUAAUUAAAGACUAAAUGUGAAAACUAUUGGACCUCCUCAGCAGCAUAUUAAGAAACUCUCUUCUGCAGUGGAAGGGCAGGAAAAGCUGAGGCCCAGGACCAGGAUAUAAUCAGAAGAAUAGCAGAGUUCAAGAAUGUUAAGUUGCCAAGCUAGCCAAGUCUGUUAUGCAACAUCAGGGCCCUGACUGGGAAAAUACUGGACCCUCAGAAAUGAAGACCUCUGGGUAGAAAUGUAUCUGGGUUGAUACAUUCAGAAUUCGAAUCCCCAGACUUCCUCAAACCCUCUGAAUCUAUAGAAGAGGCCUGGGCUUCCCUGGUGGCGCAGUGGUUAAGAAUCCGUCUGCCAAUGCAGGGAAAAUGGGUUCGAGCCCUGGUCUGGGAAGAUCCCACAUGCCGCGGAGCAACUGGGCCCGUGAGCCACAACUACUGAGCCUGCGCGUCUGGAGCCCAUGCUCCGCAGCAAGAGAGGCCGCGACAGUGAGAGGCCCGCGCACCGCGAUGAAGAGUGGCCCCUGCUUGCCGCAACUGGAGAAAGCCCUCGCACAGAAACGAAGACCCAACACAGCCAAAAAUAAAUAUAAAAUAAAUAAAUUAAUUAAAAGAAACGUUUAAGAAAAAGAAGAGGCCCACUCCUUAAGAAUUAAUGCUUUCCUCUGGCUUGAAGAUGAUUAAGAAGCCUCUGCCCUUUAAAACCACAUGCACACUCCCUCAAGGUCUGCCCUGCCACCCUACCUAGCCACCAGAUCCAUAACUAAAGUUACAAUAUAAACCAACAGGAAAGUGUUGGGGCUGCUAAGGACGAAAGGUGAAGGUUUCUGCAGAGCUUAGCUGUCAUACACCUCAGAAGCCAAGAAAGUGUGCCUUUCUAUGUGCCUUAACUCUAAGAGUGCUAGAUCAAGGGAUGGAGGAAAAACAUAAAGUUGGAUAAGGAAGUGUUUAUCAAUAUGGAAGUGUUUAUCAAUAUGGAAGUGUUAGGGGAACCAAUGACCAAAACCACCUGCCCUGGCCAGGCAUGAGAGUAAACACUUGCAUGAGUUAUCUUACAACAGGAGGUCCUGGUAAGGAAGGACCUUACCACUGACAAGCUACCACUGACUGGAAGAAUUCGGGAAAGGCCAAAGGAGAGAGGAGAUGCCAGUCCAUAUGUCCCAGUAUCCUUCUUGCUGCAACCCAUCUUGGCUGAGCAAUGUGCGCACCACCAUGAAGGACCCUGAGUCAGAAUGAUUGGCCAGAGACAACCUGGAAACUAACCCCAGUACUCCUGAGACUAUGGGCCAUGUGGCAGAGCCGUUCUCCUGGGUUCCCUUACCCUGCUGCUCUCUGCCUGGGUGCCCCUUCCCAAUAAAGUCUCUUGCUUUGUCAGCA